AUUCCAUUCAUAGUUUAUUCCAAAUUAAAUGGACCAAUUGAAAGUCUACUUCCGGAACUCGGCCUGACGUCCCGGUCCAUUUUUAUUGUUUGACGAUCUAUGGUAUAGAAUAAGAUUUAAAAGAUAAACCAAUAUUUUCUGUUAAAAAUUAGAUAAAAACGCCACCUGUUACAGUAACGUUCCGUCGUGUCCUGAAGAGAAAAAAAGGAUUCAUCCGUUUAUCUGACGUUGGAAAUGUUGUAUUUUGAAAGUAACGACCGGAAGUUUCCUUGGUGUUUAUAAAAAGUCUCGGACUGUCAGGGAGGGGCGGGGCGGAGCGGGGACUGACCCGCUGUCCGUCCGUCACAUGGCAGGGUGAGGGUUGAGUUCCACGGGUCAGAGACGUGACAACAGGACACGACUGUUGUUGUUGUUGUUGUUGUUGUUAAAUGGACUGAUCUCCAGAUGAAGGUGAGGCCGUGACUUCUGUCCCCGCCGGACUGAACCGGAGCUUCGACUUCACCGUUAACUUCUUUAACAUCAGUGGUUUUUUUAAUCGGAGUUUUUUUUUUUUUUACAGAAUUAUAUCUUUCCUAUGCGUCGCGUCACGUGUCGUUAAUUUACUCAGCAAAAAGUUUUUUAAAAAAGUCCGCGGCGGUCGGUGUUGUGUGAACAGCUGACUCACCGACGGAAGGCCGUGCGUCAUCCGUCACGACCCUCCAUGGGUCGACCCCCCCGCUCGCCUCUCCUCCAGCGUCACUCAGAUGAUCGGGUCUCCGGACCUGCUGGCCUUCACCGGCCCGGAGGAGUUCGAUGAGGGAGAAGAAGAGCAGGAGGCUGCGGUUCUGCCGGAGGAGCUGUCGGUGCCGCUGCUCCCCCCGUGCCGCCCCUGGAGCUCCUCCGCACACUUCCACCGAGACUUCGUCCUGGUGGCCGAGUUCUCGGAGCAGGUUGGUCCGAAGCCCGUGCUGACCAUACCGGACGACCCCGCGGUCAUCGGCUCUUUUGAUCUCAACCACUUCUCCGUUCGUAUCAUGUCUGUGGACUACCAGGCGUCUGGACCCCUCCCCUCCUCCCCCGCCUCCCCUGGCCCCCGGCUGAACUUCAGCGAGGACUCCAAAGUCAUCUUGGGAGAUUCAGCGGAAGAUGCUUUCGCGUACGUUCAGUACCUGACUCUGUAUGACCUGCAGGCCCGGGGCAUGGUGCGUCCUUUCUGUAUGGCCUACGUGUGUUCUGAUCAGUCCAAGCUGAUGGAGAACUUCGUCGAACUGUCGUCCUGCUUCUCUCAGGCGUCCGACAGCCUGAAGACAGGAAACAGACAGGCGUUUUCAAUGGAGCUGCAGAGAAAACUCACUGAUCUGGAGUACACACGCCUAACUUUGCUGCAGGACACAGAACAGCCGUCUUCGGUGCACGUGUCCCCAGCAGAUGGAGACGUGGCCCAAGACCUUGAAGCUGUGGAACGUUCGAUCCAGAAUCACAGAGAUCUCCUUCGCCAGGUCACAUCCUACCCCAACAGGAAGCUCCAACAGCCUGACUUUCUGCCCUACGACCCGGCCGACUCCCUCACCGAUCCCACGCCGUUGCAGCCACCUGAGCGGCGUCCUUCCACCUUCACCUUCAGCUCCGCCCUCAGCCCCAGCAGGUCUGAGUGCUCUCUGAAGCCCCUGCAGGAGCUCUGCAACGCCUACUUUCUCAGCCUCAUGCAGGAGCAGCUGGCGGACACCGAGCGCCGCCUUCAAGGAGACCGCAGUGUCCUGCGAACUUCCUGCGUGUCAGGCUCACUAUACAGGAAGCUAACUCUCACCAACUUCCUGUUUGAGCUCGGAAGCAAAGGGAACGAGGAGGAAGAGCAGGAGAGCUCGGAGGCAGAGUUACAGAAGGUGAUGAAGAGCAGCGCCGGGGUGUCACGGUCAGAACCUGUGAGUCUGGAGUCUUUCUGCUCCUGCGUGGAGGAAAUACCAAUAAAACUAGAGCAGGAGGAGACCAUGACCUCUGACCUCACUGUUCUCUUGGACCUGACAGGAAGUGUGAGCAGCAGUGACAGCAUCGAGGUGCUGGGCACUGAGAAAUCCUAUCAUACACAGUGUGUAGACGGAGGAGCAGAAGGUGGAGCACAAACACAGAUGGAGGCCACUCCCAGGCGAAUGCCGUCAGACGCAACGGUCAAAUGCGUGCGGGCGUACGCACGACGGGGCAACAGCGAGGACAGCAUCGAAGUCCUGAGCACCACGGAGUCCAUCUUCCCUGAGGACCUCACCGCCAUCACGGAGGAAGAAGCCGAGCAGCUGCAUCAAAACAUCCACUUAGAAAAUGAGGAAGAAACAGAGACUGAAACUGAACUCCAUAACCACACACUGGAGAACGGACGGGGAAGUGAAAGUGAACCGCCCGUUCAGAACCACGACUGCUGUGGUGACAGAGGAGCGCCCCCGCGGCAAAUGAAAGUGAACGGGGGAGUUACAGUUAAAGAGGAAGUAGUAACUGAGCGUCUGAAGAUCGACGGAGCCACAAAAACCAACACAACUGACAAGACACUCAGAACAUCACAGGAUGAAAAAGUUGGGACAAAGUGGUUUAAAGCUGACAAGUCGGUACCUGACCUCCACAUGAACCGUGGCCCCGUCCCUGGCGUGGCGGAGGUUGACCGGUGGACUCCCCCCUGUGCUCCCCCCAGGCUGCUCAGCUUGGACGAAGGGUCCGACUGCAACAGCGUCGCAGGCUCCACAGGAGCUCCGUCCCCGACUCGGAACAUCUGGUCGCUGAAGAGGAAGAGGAAGGCGGCUCUCAGAGCCCUCAGGUUCAUCAAACACAACUCCUUCUCCCAGCAUGCCGUGUUCUGUCUCCUGAGUGGCCGUCCCCUCGUCGUGGUCGGGGCAGACGACGGUCAGGUGAAGAAGCUGGUGGAGGCUCUGAGUCUCUUCCUGCCGUCUCCUGGUCCUGAAGGAAACGCUGCGAUGUCAUGUCUGUCCACGCCACUGCAGCUGACCGACCUGUUGACCUGGAGGCUGAUGGGAAUACACAGGUCAUCGUCCAGUUCUUACUCCAGCAUCACCCACUCUCUGACCCGCUACAGUCGGUACCUGGCCCUGCUGGACCUGGACCACAGGACUCUGAGCUGUCCGUCAUACUCGGGCUCCCUCAUCAGCAGAAUGGUCGACCCUCACACGGGCAUCGGCCGCGGCCUGACCUUCCUGCUGCACCUGCAGAGCUGCCUGAGCGCUCUGGUCAACCAGGCUCUGCUCUACACCUUUGUCCCAGGGACCGGGGGGGAGGAGAGGGGGGCGGAGAGGGCGGAGUUCCUGUUCACGCGUGGCUUCUGCAGCAGCGAGCAGGACGUGAAGGUGCUGGACUUCCUGUCCAACCUCAUUAAAGAGCGUUGUGUCCGACGUGGACCCCCGGUUUUCAGAUUCUCCUACAGCUCGCUGCAGCUCCACAGGAACACACACGCAGCGUAGAGAUGACGGAGCAGGGAAACUGGAACUGCACUGGUUUUAGGUUUUAAGUUGUUGGCAUGUUGUGUUGUUUCCACUGUGAACAGAAAUCAUUUCAAAUGUCUCUGAACCACUAAGAAUCUCAAUCAUUUGUUAAUUUUAAUUAAGAUGGAAAACGGACACUUGAUUUUUCAAACAUCAUUUUGUAGAAAGAAAAAAUACAAAAAACCAAAACUUCAA
Messenger RNA from Cynoglossus semilaevis (tongue sole), 3653 nucleotides. It is a transcript of the gene smcr8b, whose product is annotated as Smith-Magenis syndrome chromosome region, candidate 8b. The transcript is spliced from 7 exons. The record is from RefSeq and is a predicted model, not a curated record. The coding region runs from base 744 to 3437 and encodes 897 amino acids. Lineage: Eukaryota; Metazoa; Chordata; Actinopteri; Pleuronectiformes; Cynoglossidae. Gene Ontology annotation, molecular function: GTPase activator activity. Gene Ontology annotation, cellular component: guanyl-nucleotide exchange factor complex.